GUCGACCAAUCGGAAGUUCGCAAUCGCGGGACUUGGAGUGAGCUGCUCAGGCUCGACUCGCUUUAACUGUACUUCUCUGCAUUUCUUGAGGAAAUCUUCAAACUUGUCAACUUAGCAGAGGGACCAGAGGGGGGACUACAGGAGCAAGUUUUAACGGGUCGGGCCGCCCUGCCUGCCACAUCCCAUCAUGCCUCUGGUGACGAGGAACAUAGAGCCGCGGCACGUGAGCCGUCAGACCAUCCCUACAAACAUCCGCAGCGAACUGGAAUGCGUGACCAACAUCAGCCUGGCCAACAUCAUCCGGCAGCUGGGCAGCCUCAGUAAAUAUGCAGAGGACGUGUUUGGGGAGCUGUUUGUCCAGGCCGGAGCGUUUGCCACCAGGGUCAACACGCUGGGGGAGAGGGUUGAUCGCCUGCAGGUUAAAGUCACACAGCUGGACCCCAAGGAAGAAGAAGUCUCUCUGCAGGCCAUCACUACCCGGAAAGCCUUCCGCAGCAGCCUGACCCAGGACCAGCAGAUGUUCACCAGGCCGUCUCUGCCUGUGCCCGUGCAGGAUACCUACAGCACCUGCAAUCCUCCACCACCCCUCAACCAGCUCAGCCAGUACAGGGAGGAUGGUAGAGAGGCUCUGAAGUUUUACACCGAUCCGUCCUACUUCUUUGACCUGUGGAAGGAGAAGAUGCUGCAGGACACCAAGGACAUCAUGAAGGAGAAGCGAAAGCACAGAAGGGAGAAGAAAGACAACGUGAACCCAAGGACACUUCAUCCAAGAAAGAUCAAGACCAGGAAGGACGAAUGGGAGCGGCUUAAGAUGGGAAAGGAGUUUGUCGUACCGAAGAACGAGAUAAGCUCCUCAGAGGGAUUAAACGGCAGCAUCGGAUUCGACGAAGACUUCAACUCGGAUGGCCUUGAGCAAAGCACGGGCUCCUACGCUUACGAGUCCGGCUCCCCUCUGCCUCCGCCGGGGCCUGAUGACAUCCUGCCUCCUCCACCCCCGGACAUGCCGAUUAGUGAUGGAGGACCCGCUCAGCAGAGACUCAGCCUGCUCAGUCCAUCCCACCCUCCUCCGGCUCCCCCAGCAAUGUCACCCCCACCUGGCUCCCGCCCGAACCUCUCCCCUCCCCCCGCACCUCCUCCCCCGCCCCCACCUUCUGGUUUUGCUCCACCUCCUCCUCCACCUGGCUUCGAUGCUCCACCUUCGCCACCGGCGCCAUACUUUCCGUCUCCGCCCGCUCCGCCCCCACCGCCUGAUAUGGCCGGCGUGGCUCCUCCUCCACCGCCUAUGCCGACAGGUGGGGGACCGCCACCCCCUCCGCCUCCUCCUCCGCCCCCUGGGCCUCCUCCUCCAGCCUCUGACUAUAGUGCUGCUCCUCCCGCCGGUGGUGGCCACGCCCCCACCUCUGCUCCCAAACCUCAGCCUGCCCCCGCCGGUGACGGUGACGGUCGCAGUGACCUGCUGCAGGCCAUCCGACAAGGUUUCAACCUGCGCAAGGUGGAGGCUCAGCGGGAGCAGGAGAAGAGGGAUCACUUCGGCAACGAUGUGGCCGCCAUCCUGUCGCGCCGCAUCGCCGUGGAGUGCAGCGACAGCGAGGACGACUCCUCGGAGUUCGACGACGACGAGUGGUCCGAGUGAUCGCGCCUCCUCUCACCUUCACUACCACCAUCUUGCCUUUUAUUGGCCUUGGUCGACAUCGGCUCAUUUCCUCUUUUGUAUUGCAUUCUCCAAUUAUGACUCUGUUUUUUUUCUAAGCCACUGUGUGCAGGUAGCAUGUACCGGAGGUGUGUUUUUUAAAACCGCAUUCCUUCGCCGUUUUCAUAUUCAAACUUGCCGAGGCCAGGCGCGGAGGUUCUAGCGAUGGUCAGAGGGUGACUGCGGUUGCUUGUGUCCCAGUUGACCAACGUCUUCUUAAAAGCAGCUGGUGACGGAUGAUUUAGCAGUAUUGUGUGGUUUGAAGCACGUCUCCCUGCAGGGAUUUUAAUGCCUGAUUUAUUUUAUUUUUUUAUUCCCUGUCUUGACAAAGCGAAUAGACAGCAGGUUUGCACACAAGCACGUAACAUCAUUAUUGCUGUACGCCAUCCAAAGAGACAGCGUGAUAUUGUUUAAAGUCAGUGUAGACUUUGAAGCAAUCCUAUGGUAUAGAUGGGAAUUUCCAUUCCAUCAUGAUCUCGAAUUAUUGCAAUCAAUCUAAAUGGUGCCUCUUUGCCAUGUUUUUAAUCUCACCUCACCUUUUUGUAUUAAGACUUUUUUUUUUUCUGUGGUAACCAUGGGAACAAAUAACUUGUUGCUUGUAGACUAAUAAAUUAAUUAACCUUAAAAGGAAUGGUUACAGGAUGUUGCCAUACUGAACACAUUGAGAUAAAUAUGAGGUAUUUGUAUUGUAUUUUAGCUGUAUUAUUUUUUUUUUUUCCUGAGAUGAUGUCUUUGUUUCUCUUUUCUUGGGGAUGAGUUGAUUUCUGUUGCUUUAAUCGGUGAUCAAAUCAGGCAGCCGUUUGCCUCCAGUGCCUUUUUUUUUUUUUUUUUUUUACAAGCAUGUGCUUUCAUUUGGUAAGACUCGUAUUUAAUAGCAGCUUGAACUGAUGAAUUAAAUUUAAAGUGCCUUUUAUGUAAAGUGCUACAAUGUUUGCUGCACAAUUGCACAGCACGUAUAACCAAAUUAAUGCCUUUCUUCCCUUAUGUUUCCAUAAUGAUUUAUUGCAAUAAAUAUUGAUUGAAUUUAAGUGAUGGUUUCGAUUUCUGCAAGAUGGUUGGAAGUUUUCACAGUUUUAUCACGGGACUUCGACCUUCACUUUGUGUUAGAGGAGUUUUGUGAUAGACCAACACGGUGCAUAAGUGUGAAGUGGAAAUUAAAAGCAAUUCUUGGUUUUCCAA
Fundulus heteroclitus (mummichog) is the source of this 2869-nucleotide messenger RNA. It is a transcript of the gene wasf2, whose product is annotated as WASP family member 2. Bases 188 to 1633 code for a protein of 481 amino acids. The transcript is spliced from 9 exons. The record is from RefSeq and is a predicted model, not a curated record. Gene Ontology annotation, molecular function: Arp2/3 complex binding; actin binding; protein kinase A regulatory subunit binding. Lineage: Eukaryota; Metazoa; Chordata; Actinopteri; Cyprinodontiformes; Fundulidae. Gene Ontology annotation, cellular component: cytoskeleton; SCAR complex; lamellipodium. Gene Ontology annotation, biological process: positive regulation of Arp2/3 complex-mediated actin nucleation; actin cytoskeleton organization.